AAGGGAGACCUGCUGCUCUUGCGGGGAGGACGUUGGCACUUUCCCACGUGUCCUGCCCACCAGGAUCCAAUGCUAAUGAAGCAACAUGACCGGUCGUGUAAGCCGGAGGGAGCAGGAUCGGACACAGCUGUCUAUUAUAUAUAGGAGAGCUCUGUACACAUGGCCCCAAAGCAAUUUCAGUUUGUCUUCCAGGUUGAUAUUUGAUAUACGGCGAGCGGACAUCUCCAGAAUGAGACCGGCACUGCUGUUAGUGCUGGCCACCGUGGCGGUUUUCUGCCACUCGGCUACAGCUUCGCUUUGUCCGGAGAUCCAGAACGUGGCCACGAAGCUGCUCAGUGGGUCUGUUGAGGAGUACAUGGAGGCCGUGUCUCCAUACGCCACAACGCCCGUCAUGAAAGCAGCUGAGCUCCAGUUAAAGCAAUGCGUGCAGGAGUCGGUCAAAAAUAAAGAACAUCUUGCCUUUUUAGUGUCUCGCAUACUUGCCGAAUGCUGAAGGCACCAUAAUUCCAGGGAUCCCCUAGGAGCUGGGAGGACAUUAAACAUCAGCUGACACCUGCCAAUACCCACCUGCCGACAGCGAAGAACUGCUCACCGAAUCUCUUCAUUUUCUUCUUCUUCUCUCUGAUUAGUGACUAAUCACUAUAAAUUAUCUGCCAACCUCCUAUGAUGCUUUCCUGUUGCUUACACUUUAUGUUUCAAUAAACCAAA
Messenger RNA from Dromaius novaehollandiae (emu), 708 nucleotides. RefSeq names its product secretoglobin family 1A member 1 (gene SCGB1A1). The transcript is spliced from 3 exons. Gene Ontology annotation, biological process: signal transduction. The coding region runs from base 86 to 493 and encodes 135 amino acids. Gene Ontology annotation, cellular component: cytoplasm. The record is from RefSeq and is a predicted model, not a curated record. NCBI's taxonomy places the organism in Eukaryota, Metazoa, Chordata, Aves, Casuariiformes, Dromaiidae.